Molecule: messenger RNA, 2011 nt
Organism: Aegilops tauschii subsp. strangulata
Lineage: Eukaryota; Viridiplantae; Streptophyta; Magnoliopsida; Poales; Poaceae
Source: RefSeq, a predicted model, not a curated record
GAGGUCGACACCGCUGCAAAGGAACCACCAGAUUUUCCAAAUUCGGCCCCCGAAACCCUCUCUCGCCCCCGUCCCUCUCGCCGCACGGCGCUUCCGCCGACCGCCCUCGCCGAAUCCAGGUGCGCCGCCUCCCCCUCCUCCGGGAGGCCUUCCUCUCCCCGGCCGCGCGGCGCGUGGUGUCUUCCGCCGGGGUCGAUUCUCCCGCGGAGUUCAGAAUCUCAGGUUUUUCAAGAUACGUGGGCUUGGGACGGGUCGGGAACACCAAGAAAUUCGGAUUCAGUUGGGUGGCUCAGAAUGGACCUAAUACUUCCGUUUAAAGUUGGAGAUGCCGUAGAGAUAAGAUCCUAUAAUGUAGGUUACAGGGGUGCAUGGUUCCGUUGCAAGUGUUCUUUCAAGAAGGGCCUUGUAAACUCGAAUAGGAGGAGUAUGAUCAAGAAUCACCGAUAUGUGUAUCAGGAGCGGUCACAUGGAGUGUCAGGUGGAGUAUAUAGACUAUCCAGAUGAAAGAAGGAAAUGGAAUAGACUCUACAAAAUUCCCCCAAAAUGCCGUAAUCAGAAAGCAACUCAGAAUAGGGAGAUCAUGCUACGACCUCCUUUUCCUCAGUGGUGUUGGGAGAAUGAUAUUCGUGAGCAUGGGCCGCAAAUGGAUGUUGUAGCAGUUGUAAGCAGUCCUUGGAAAGUAGGUGACUUGAUUGAUUGGUGGUACACUGAUUGUUUCUGGACUGGGAAAAUUAUCGAGUUGCUGGGUGAUGACAAAGUUAAGAUAAUUUGUCCUGAAAUACCAUUAGGUGAAGGUGGAUGUUGGGUUGCCCAUCCUAAGGACCUGAGGCCAGCGCUUGAUUGGUCCCUUGAAAAAGGUUGGAGCGCCCCUCUUUCACAGGAAAACGGCAAAUGCUGGCAUACUGCUCGUUUGAUUGCAGGGAACCAAGAUACAUUAAGUAGCAGCUCUGAUGAGGAGGACAUUGAGCAAUCUUGUGAUGGUAACAAGGUACUACAAAAAUGCUUGAAUGGAUCAUUUGAUUCAUCGGAGCAAGAAAUAGGAAAAUGCCUGAAUGGAGCAUCUGAUACACCAAAGGAGUUGGUGGAUUCAGAUGUAAAACAUCCAGCCAAUACAAAUGGCAGGUACUGCAUGGAAAGUCAAACAGACAGUGAAGGGGAACCACGAAAAUGCAUGAAUGAAGAGCCUGGCGUGUCUCUGGAGGCCAUCUGUUCAAAAGUGCAACUCGCACCCAAUGAAACUGGUGAGUGUUGCAUGAACAGCCAAGCAGACAGUCCGACGUCUCCUGUGGCCAAUUCAGGUCAGUCUCCUCAGUUCAUUACCAAUGAGCAAUCAAGUCCCCCCAGUUUUAAGAAACUCAAGACCUCAAGUGUGCAUGCAUCAGUUAAGCCUACUGGCACCAUGAGCGAGGCCACGAUGAAACUGCAGGAACUAGUAAACAAAAUCAACACCUCAAGUGAGCAUGUAUCAGUUAGGCCUACUGGCACCGUUAGCGAGGCCACGAUGAAACUGCAGGAACUAGUAAACAAAAUCAGACGGGCCCAAGAUCUCCUGCAGUCUGUUGACUAUGCUCCAUCAAGCAUAAAGCUGGCACAUUGGAAAUUUCAGGAAAAUAACCCAUGGCCGAAGCGUAACUGAAGUUACGUUUAUUCUGUGCCUUUGAAGAUAUAUAGCGGUAGCGCAGACGGACUGAUCCUGACUCGGUUGUCCUGUUCAAGACAGGGAGUGAUACCUGACCAUCUGUAGAUAGUGAUUCAAAAAAGCAACUGGUCAUGACCAGUAUUGUAGCCAGCAGCUGUUGCAUCAUUUCAUCGUACUUAGCUCGGUGGUGUCGUUUGGUCAGUGUCUGUAUGCUCGUGCGCCUAUGAUUGUAAUCUGAUGUGCGCAGGGCCGUGUCAUGUCCAAGAAAGACCAUCUUUCUCUGCAUGAUCAGGUUAAGACACUAGGAACAGUCUAGUUUCUGUUACUGCUAUCUGCAAUUAAAUUUACUGUCAAUAGUCAAGAGUUCUGUUA